Molecule: messenger RNA, 2202 nt
Organism: Canis lupus familiaris (dog)
Lineage: Eukaryota; Metazoa; Chordata; Mammalia; Carnivora; Canidae
Gene: DMRTA2
Product: DMRT like family A2
Exons: 4
Coding region: 537-2126 (529 amino acids)
Biological process (GO): sex differentiation; regulation of transcription by RNA polymerase II; germ cell development
Cellular component (GO): nucleus
Molecular function (GO): protein binding; RNA polymerase II cis-regulatory region sequence-specific DNA binding; DNA-binding transcription factor activity, RNA polymerase II-specific
Source: RefSeq, a predicted model, not a curated record
CCCGGGCAGCCGGGGCAGCGGGAGGCGUGCGCAGCGCCGGCGAGGAGGACCCGCGCCAGCAGGCACUUCUCUCCCCCCCACGUGGACCCCGAGACCCAGACAUCCGCAUCAGCUGUUUUCUCUGGGUUGCCCCGGCCGCAGGCUCGCCCCGACCCCGCGGCUUCGGCCUAGUUUUCCCUGCCCUCCCCAGGCCUGCUCGACCUCCUCUGCACAUUCCUCUUCUGUCCAACUCCCCGGAGGCCCGCACCGUGACGCGUGUAGCCCCCGCAUUUCCACGGGUCCCUGGGGCCCCGCGGCCUGACUUUGCUCCUGAGGUCGGAACCGCUGAUCCAAACGAAAUCUUAGACUCAGCGCGUAAAUCAGACCUAAGAAGAAGCGCUCUGGUGGGAACCGGGUGGGGGAUCCGGAGGAACCUGCUUCCAGCCGCUCGGCGCCCACUGGCCCGCGCCCGCCUCCCUGGCCGAGCCGCGUGGCCCCGGGCGCCGCUCGCCGCAGGCCUCCGCUCCUUCCCAGCGCCGUGCACGCCAGGCCCCGCCAUGGAGCUGCGCUCCGAGCUGCCGAGCGUGCCGGGCGCAGGCUCGGCGGCGGCGACAGCGCCGGGGCCGCCCGUGGCGUCGGUGGCGUCGGUGGCGGCGGCGGCGGCGGCGGCCGCGUCGCUCCCGGUGAGCGUGGCGGGCGGCCUGCUCCGGGCGCCGCCGCUGCUGCUGCGCGCGGCCGAGAAGUACCCGCGGACGCCCAAGUGCGCGCGCUGCCGCAACCACGGCGUGGUGUCGGCGCUCAAGGGCCACAAGCGCUACUGCCGCUGGAAGGACUGCCUGUGCGCCAAGUGCACGCUCAUCGCCGAGCGCCAGCGCGUCAUGGCGGCGCAGGUGGCGCUGCGCAGGCAGCAGGCGCAGGAGGAGAACGAGGCGCGCGAGCUGCAGCUGCUCUACGGCACGGCCGAGGGCCUGGCGCUCGCCGCCGCCAACGGCAUCAUCCCGCCGCGGCCCGCCUACGAGGUCUUCGGCUCCGUGUGCGCCGCCGACGGCGGGGGGCCCGGGGCCGCGGCGCCCGCGGGGACCGGAGGCGGCGCGGCGGGCGCGGGGAGCUCAGAAGCCAAGUUACAGAAGUUUGAGCUGUUCCCCAAGACGCUGCUUCCGACCGGCCGCCCCGGCAGCCCGCAGCCGCCAGCGGGGAAGCCCCUGUCGCCCGACGGCGCGGACUCGGGCCCUGGGACGUCCUCCCCGGAGGUGCGGCCGGGCUCAGGCUCGGAGAACGGAGACGGCGAGUCCUUCUCGGGGUCGCCCCUGGCCCGGGCCUCCAAGGAGGCAGCGGGGAGCUGCCCGGGCAGCGCAGGCCCGGCAGGCGGUGGCGAGGAGGACAGCCCGGGCUCCGCCAGCCCUCUGGGCUCCGAGUCCGGCUCCGAGGCCGACAAGGAGGAGGCCGAGGCGGCCCCCGCCCCCGGGCUGCCCGCGGGCCCGGGUCCCCGGCAGCGGACGCCGCUGGACAUCUUGACGCGCGUCUUCCCGGGCCACCGGCGGGGCGUCCUGGAGCUGGUGCUGCAGGGCUGCGGCGGCGACGUGGUGCAGGCCAUCGAGCAGGUGCUGAACCACCACCGCGGGGGCGUGGCGGCCGGCCUCGGCCCCGCCGCGCCCCCGGACAAGGCCGCGGUGGCAGCGGACGACGCGUGGCCGGGCCGCGUGGACGCCGCCGCCGGGGGCCCCGGGCUGCCCGCGCCCCUGCAGGCCGCGCCCGCCGCCCCGCCGCACCACAGACCUCUGCUGGCCGGGGCCGUGGCGCCGGGGGCGCUGGGCUCGCUGAGCAGCCGCUCGGCCUUCUCGCCGCUGCAGCCCAACGCCAGCCACUUCGGCGCCGACGCGGGCGCCUACCCGCUGGGCGCGCCGCUCGGCCUCAGCCCCCUGCGCCUGGCCUACUCGGCGGCGGCGGCGCACAGCCGCGGCCUGGCCUUCAUGGCGCCCUACUCCACCGCCGGCCUGGUGCCCACGCUCGGCUUCCGGCCGCCCGUGGACUACGCCUUCAGCGACCUCAUGCGCGACCGCUCGGCCGCCGCGGCGGUGCACAAGGAGCCCAGCUACGGCGGCGGCCUGUACGGCCCGAUGGUCAACGGCGCCCCCGAGAAGCAGUAGGCGGCCCCCCCCCCCCCCCCGGGCGCCCUGCGGCCUCUGCCCAAGGGCGGCUGUCGGUCUCGGGUCUCGCUUCGGA